Messenger RNA from Suillus discolor, 594 nucleotides. RefSeq lists its product as uncharacterized. NCBI's taxonomy places the organism in Eukaryota, Fungi, Basidiomycota, Agaricomycetes, Boletales, Suillaceae. The record is from RefSeq and is a predicted model, not a curated record. The transcript has a single exon. Bases 1 to 594 code for a protein of 197 amino acids.
AUGGCUACCCCUCAUACACCACCAUCACAGAAGUCACAGGUACCACCGCCAGACACAGCACUAGUCCCUCCCCACACCUCACAAUCUGACUAUCGCACGGGGGAUCUGGAGCUAGGUCGCGAGGCUGUUCCUACUGAUUUGAGAAGGUAUCUACAGGUCCCGUUCGUUUCCCUAGCGAAGUGUGUUGGUGCCGUGCCUUCUCAGCAGCAUCUGGAGGAGAUGCGCGACCAUUUAAUUCGGAGCGAGAUUCUCACCAACGACGGCCUGGAAUGGAAGGACUUCAUUCGACCCGCGAAGAUGUCCGAAGAGAUGACGUUCAAGUCCCUCGAGGGAAUCAUCUCUGGAAUCUUGGAAAAGGUCCCGAAUUGUGGAGUAUCCUACCUAUCGAAUAUGCCCCUCUCAGAGCACCAUAAUACUUCCCUGCCGGAUGGAUACCUUGUGCGGGUGAACAAUCGAACUGCACCCAGGAUGCAUUGGUUCGAUAUUGCUGUGCCAUUCGGAUUCAAGAAGGAACAGGAUGCCAAAGCUCUCCAAGACAUAAGCUGUUGUUGCAGAUCUCUUCGGCGCCGGCUUAUAAACUCUGCUCUAGAAUGA